Molecule: messenger RNA, 798 nt
Organism: Hymenoscyphus albidus
Lineage: Eukaryota; Fungi; Ascomycota; Leotiomycetes; Helotiales; Helotiaceae
Source: the annotation of a GenBank genome assembly
AUGGAUAACGAAGCCAUACUAUCCAGGUGGAGGGAACUCGACGCGGUGCGUGCCAAAAAGAGGAGAGAGAAUUCGAAGUCCGUUGCCCUUUCAGACAUUGGCGUUUCCGCUCCUACUCCAGAAGAAACCCUCAUCUCGACAGAUUUCAGUGCCUAUUCUUCUACGUCGGUGAGAAUCACUCGAGCUUCGCCUCCAAAUUACGUUUGUUCCCGUUGACUGACAGGAGCUAAACUUCUGUAGAAAAAGGCAGAGCCAGUCACUCGACCUUUGACAAUGGCUAGCGACAAGUCAUCCAAUGCAAAUGGCAUCAAGAAAGGCUUCAUGGGAGGACAGUCAUGGGAUUCUGAGGCGACAUCACCCGUGAUAAACGACAUCUUCAAACUCAUUGACGACAUUCAAGAGCAACGACCGCAAAAAGACCCUCCCUAUGUAACAGAGUCACAGGCAUACGCUAUCGAAAUGGAACUCAAAAACAGCCGCAUGGCUUACGCGCAAUCUGCCAAACGAAUCCAAGAACUCGAAGAGCAACUUCGCAUCUCAAAGAGACAAAUCCAAGCACAACAGCGAAUAAUCAGAGACCUGGCACAGGAGGGCGAUGCAAAUAAAACCCGAAUCAAAGGCUUGGAACAACUCAUUCGGAAUUCCAGUAUUACACCAACUGUACAAAGUCCAGCCAUCGACGCAAAUGCCGUCCCAACUAAUGAAGAGAAGAUGCCUACUCCUCCACAUACGGUCAAAAAGAAGGUCAGCUCCUUAUUCCGACGGGAGGGUGGUAACUGCCAGAGUACCCGUCGCUGA